Phascolarctos cinereus (koala) is the source of this 3355-nucleotide messenger RNA. It is a transcript of the gene JOSD1, whose product is annotated as Josephin domain containing 1. The record is from RefSeq and is a predicted model, not a curated record. Gene Ontology annotation, molecular function: cysteine-type deubiquitinase activity. Lineage: Eukaryota; Metazoa; Chordata; Mammalia; Diprotodontia; Phascolarctidae. Gene Ontology annotation, biological process: protein deubiquitination.
GAAGGGGCGGAGUUCGAGGCCGACGAGCGAAGAGAGAGGGCGUUUCCGGAGCACGCGCCCGCCGGGCGGGGGCCGGUGACGUCGAGCACGGGAACGAGCGCGCGCCCCCAGGGCUCGCUCCCUGCUCCCGCUCCUCCUCCUCCUCGCCACCCCCCCUCCCCGCCCGUGCCGAGGUCUGGGCCGGGUCCGGCGGCGGAGGGCCCUAGGAGGAGCCCCGAGCAGGGCAUCGGCCGCCUCUGCAGCGCUGCCCUCUUCCACCUUGGCAUGUGUUGGGCAGCAUCUUGCAGCUCCCAAAGGGAUGGAGCCCUGCCCCCAAAGGCAGGGGUGUGGUCCCUGAGGCCUUGGGCUGCCACCUGCUAGCCUGACCUUCCUCCCUUUCUGAUUCAUCCUCUGCCUGAGGAGAUGGAAGAAAAAGAGAGAUGUGGUCCAGCCCCCUCGACACUCUUCAGUUAAAGUUCACUUGUUCUCCCAAGCGAGGAAGAAGGGGACGAUGGUCCUGGGUCUUGGACAUUUUUUGGGUAUCCAGCACUUUAGCAGUAGAGAUAAUGGCAAAAUAAACUGAGGCAUAAAGAGUUGUUUUUCUACUGAAAACAGGAUUUUUUGGAGGUUUUUGUUACUGCUGUUUCCAGGCUCUACUCUGAGGUAAAUCAUGGCCCCUAGAGACUGAGGUGAGCCCCACCUAUCGCAGAAAGACCCAGGAGGCUACAUUCUUCCUCGGAGGGGAGGGGUGGGGAGCUUUGGAGGCCACCUCUUUCUGGAAAAUAAAAACAUGAGUUGCAUGCCAUGGAGAGGUGACAAGACCAAAUCAGAGUCAUUGGAAUUGCCCCAGCCAGCGCCCCCCCAGAUCUACCAUGAGAAGCAGCGUCGGGAGCUGUGCGCCCUCCACGCACUCAACAAUGUCUUCCAAGACAGCAAUGCUUUCACCCGGGAAACACUGCAGGAGAUUUUCCAGAGGCUGUCUCCCAACACCAUGGUGACGCCCCACAAAAAGAGCAUGCUGGGAAAUGGGAACUACGACGUGAAUGUCAUCAUGGCGGCCCUUCAGACCAAAGGCUAUGAAGCGGUUUGGUGGGACAAGCGAAGGGACGUCAGUGUCAUUGCCCUCUCUAACGUCAUGGGCUUCAUCAUGAAUCUGCCCUCCAGCCUCUGCUGGGGCCCGCUGAAGCUUCCGCUCAAAAGGCAGCACUGGAUCUGUGUCCGAGAGGUGGGGGGCACCUACUACAACCUUGACUCCAAGCUCAAGGUGCCUGAGUGGAUUGGAGGCGAGAGUGAGCUCAGGAAAUUUCUGAAACAUGAGCUGCGAGGAAAGAACUGUGAGCUACUGCUUGUCGUCCCAGAAGAGGUGGAGGCCCACCAGAGCUGGAGGGCAGAUGUCUAAUCCAGCUCGGCCCUUUUCUCCCUCUCCUCCUCCCCGCCUCCCCCUCUUCCUGUCUUGUGGCCUGUCACCAUAGGUCUCUCCCUCUCCUGCCCCCAUAUCUUGUUGAGUUUGUCCUUCCCAGACUUGGCGAUGCAGUAGGUCAGCUGGGAGGAUAACCACUCGUUCCUGGAGAAGGAAAGAAGGGAGGAUAUGGUCCACGUUCCCCAGGGUUCGCUCUCAGAGCAGAGGAGGAGAAAGGAUGGUCUUAGCAGUGACUUUCUCCUUCCUUAGAGAGGUCACACGUUGGACUUCGACACAACCCUUGCUGGAGUUAACCGCCCGCUGCCCCUGAUUUGGAGAUGCUGCCUCCACUUUCCCUUUCCUGUCAGACUUUUGGGUCUGAAGAGACUCAUGAAGCCCAGAUGACUGGCUUGGAGGGCCACAAGCAUAGGGGGUCUCUCAGGAAAUCAUCUUCAUAACCUUACUUAGCAAUGGUACAGCAAGCCGAAUGACUCCAACCCUCAGCCCCACCUCAACUGCGAGUAUAUCUCCAAAGAAAGGGGCCAUCCUGAGCAUUUUUCAAAAGGAAAAUUUCUUUAAAUUGGGCAUUAGUUGAAUUCUGCCAUGUUUAGGAGGGGCAAGGGUAGGGUAGCUGCACACACACUAAAUGAGGGUGUGACCUGGCCUUGGGUGGCUUGUUUUAUGAAGUCUCCACCAUUUCACUACAUUGGGUGGAAGUAGGGGGAGGACGCUGUAGUAGGAAGGGAAGUGGACGUCUUCAGCCGCACCCCCAAGCGUCUCAAGAGAAUGAGCUGAAAACACUCUUUUAUACAGGGAUUCUAAUAGUUGAGGACUGAACAACAUGGAAGGCGUUGGGAGCCAGCAGAAGGACUGGGAAUGGAGGCCGCUGCAAGAGCCAGAACCCUCCAAUUGGGUGGCAGGAGCUUUGUGGGACGUGGCCGUUGACAGGUUAGCUCAGGAAUGACCUUUCUCUGUCAGCCAACAGCCACUUUUCUCUUCUAACUCUGGAAUGUGAAAGGGGCAGAGGGCAGAAGGCAGAGAGGAUGGGGAUUCGGCUCUCCUGACCCUGGUCAUCUGAGCACAGUUGUGGCCACCUUAGAAACAAAGGCACAGAAGUGGCCUGUUUGCCUGUCAUUGAUGACGGUGCUGACGGCUGAGCACCAUGCUGGGCAGACUUCUCUCCAGCAGCAGAACAGGACCAUAGGACAAGCCUGAGCAGGCCUCGCUGGCCUGAGCCAUCAGUAGCUUUCUCCCACCUGUGACUGGAGCGCAUGUUUACACCAGCACUCUUCUGCACACUUACCUACAAUCCAACAAGGCCAUUUUUUAUGCUGAAUGAUGGCGGCCAGAAAGCAGUUCCUGCAUCAUACCCUCCCAACACCUGGUCACGAUGUCUUCUGCACCGUUUUCCACACUAGACUUGCUGCUUGGCCCCUUGAGGAGCUCUUUACCCCUGCAAGAUGACAUUCCAUUCACCACCACCAGCCAGAAGAUCCAGCCAACUUUGGUGGGCCUAUAGGAGGAGCUCUGUCCAUGACAGCAAGCCAUUUCCUGGGAAGGAACCUGCUUAGAUCCAUGCAAAUGGCACAAGAGGCCUCACGCCAAUGGAAUAUGCAAAGACGCUUUACAAACAUUUCAGGGCUGGUUUCUCUGUUCAUAUCCAACUCUGGUGCUCAGGAACAGGGACCCAUGCUGAUGUCCGAGGGCAUGGAGACCCCUAUCCCUACAAGGAAGGGGGUCCCCUGGCCCUAUUGCCCAUCAGUGGGCAACCCUAGGCUGUUUAUUUUUCUUGCUUCCCUUCCUCCCUUUUGUUGGCCUUGUGCUGGGUUUGUUUACAGAGGAUGUAUUUUGUUUAACCAAAUAUUAAAAAAAAAAAAGGAAAACUCUCCACAUAUAAAUCCCAUUACUCGUCUGUCUGCCUGAGUUCUGUAAUUAAGUAUGUAAAAGGAAACAAAAAAAAAUAAACCCUUUUCUUUA